UGAAUAUUGGGUUUUGCAACAUGGCCGCCAAGAAGAGCGACGAGAUCGACCGCGAGAUCGCGGCGGUGAUCGCGGAAGCAUCCAAGCAAGAUCUUGGGAAACCCAAGAAGAAGGCGGCGCCUCGGUUGAGUCUCCCCGACGACAUGAGGAACCAUCAUGUGGGUGACGUCAACGCCGGUACGUACACCCGCGUGCAUCUCCGCGUGCGCGCCGAAACGCGGUUCGGCGAAGAACUGCAUUGCAGUGGAGCGUCGUACACCAUGGGACAGUACAACCCGAGCGAAAGCAUUGAGUUGGUGACGUCCCCCGACGAAUACCCCGUGUGGCGCACCGUGAAGCCGCUCAUCCUUCCUCGCGGCAUCGUGCACAAGUACAUGUACGCUGUCUUUUCCGGCGGCGUGUUUGCGCAUUGGGAACCCAUCGACUGCGAUCGCCAGGUCGUUCCCCAGGGCCGCGACAUGACCAUCUCGGAGGACUACGGCACGUUCGACCCCCACAGCACGCUCGUGCUGUCGUCGCCGUCGUCGUCCGUGUACACGCGCGUCCCCCCAGCGUCGUCCCUCUCGUCCAAAGUGUCCUCGUCCUCCAAGGACCAUUCUCUCUCUGUUGAUGCGCCGCUGUCAUCCCUCACGCGGUCCAUGUCUCUCCAGCGCUUCCAGCGGAACAAGGUCAAGCUGCAGCCGCGCACGACCCACGGCCGCCACACGCCGUCCGACUACAAGCCGUCGAACCCCGACUCGACGCUCUUCCUCGUAUGUUACCAUCUUCCCAUCGACAUCUCAAAGGAUCCCGUCACGGGCACAUGGACGGCCGCGUGGAACAAGGACAGUCUCAUCUCGCGAUCCGAGAAGAGCAUCGCCGAGUCCAUGAAGGUCAAGUGGGUGGGGUGCAUCACCACGGAAGUGACAGUUCCGUCUACCGAUAACGCACCGUCGACUGUGGUGCCCAUGACCGACUCGGACAUGGCGGAGAUCACCGCCGUGUUGGCGGGGAUGGAUGCAUUUGCCAUCUUCUUACCCCCCGCCCUCGCCCGCAACCAUUACCAAGGGUAUUGCAAGUCCAAGCUAUGGCCAAUGUUUCACAACGUGGACAUUCUCGACAUUUACUCAAGUGUAUGGGAAGAAGAUUUGCAUCAAGCCAAUCACGACCAGUGGUGGGAAGCAUAUACUGCAGUCAACACUCGCAUGGCGCAGGCCGUGGCCGCCGCCGCCGCGCCGCACGACGUCGUGUGGGCCCAUGACUACCAUCUGCUCCUCUUCCCCAAGCUCAUCCAAGACCACUUCGCGUCGAUUCAUACCCCGCGGCCGCGCCUCGUGUUCUUCCUCCAUGUUCCAUUUCCGACCUCGGAAAUCUUUCGCGAAUUGAGCAACGGCGCGGCCUUGUUGGAAGGUGUGCUGGCGGUGGACGUCGUGGGGUUCCAUACAUUUGACCACGCACGACACUUUUUAAAUGCGUGCAAACGGUUCCUCGGGUUGACGUACCAAAGCCAAAGCGGCGUCAAUUUGGGCGUGGACUACAAGGGUCGGAACGUCGUGAUUGCGAUUUCCCACGUCGGAAUUGAAAAGAACUUGAUCCAGGAGGCGGUUCUAUGGCCCCAAGUGGUCGCAGCUGCCACAGCCCUUCGAGACAAACACAAGGGCAAACUGCUGCUGGCUGGCGUCGACGUGUGCCAGCGACUGAGUGGUGUUCCCCUCAAACUGCUCGCCUUCGAACAGUUCUUCAACCAAUGUCCAACCUGGAAAGAUAAGCUGGUGCUUGUUCAACGGGUGCACUUAACCUCGUCUCGGCAAGGCGACGAAGCGUACAGCAGCCACGAGAUCAAGCAACUGGUGACCCGCAUCACGGCGAGCCACGGCGCCGACGUGAUCGACUACGAAGAGAGCGCGACGCCGCUGAGUUUGGCCGACCGCCUCGCGCUGUGGCUGGCGUGCGAUAUGCUGCUGGUCACGUCCAUCCGAGGAGGUCUGAACCUCCAUCCCCUCGAGUUUGUCUUUGCCAAAGGCGCGUCGAAAGCCUCCGAUUUGCACGCCAAAGCCGGCGUCGUGCUCCUCAGUGAGUUCUCGGCCUGUUGCUGUGUACUCAAUGGCGGCCUCCGCAUCAACCCGUGGAAUAUCACAGAGGUGGUGAAUUCCCUGGAUCGGGCGAUCAACAUGAGCGGCGACGAGCGGCUCGGCCGGCGUGCGCGGGACUUGCCAUACAUCACCAACCAACCAGCCAGUAACUGGACGAAACAGGUGCUGUCGAUCCUCCAAGACAGCCUGGACGUGGACGACCAAUCAUCGCUCGACUUUCGCAAACUCGACCCAAUCAAAAUCAAGCACGCGUACGCCGCCAGCACCCGGCGCAUCUUUCUGCUAGACUACGGCGGCACCCUCAUUGCCCGGGAGAACAUGCCCAUGUACAUGAAGAAAGACUUCACGGCCGUGAGCGGCAAGAUCCCGACCCCGCGCAUGCUCCACGCCCUGCAGACACUGUGCGCUGACCCCCGCAACGCUGUGUUUGUCGUGUCGGGCGUGUCCCAGGUCAACCUCACGCAUGUGCUGGGCCAUAUUCCGUCGCUCGGGAUCGCCGCGCACAACGGCGCGCUGUUUUCAUGGGCGAAAUCCAUUCGAUUUGGCACCCCCAACGAAGAUGUCCAAGGCAAUGAAAAUGCCAAAGAAGACAAGAGUCGCGCUUGGUAUCACCACCGUCUAGUCGAGUACGACUGGUCGCCCAUCCGAGAGCUGGUGGAUCCGAUCCUCCGGACCUACUGCUCCCGUACCAAUGGCAGUGUCAUUCGGUACAUGGAUCAAGGCAUCGCAUGGAACUUUCGAUCAUGUGACCCUGAGUGGGGCCACAUGCAGUCGACGUCAUUGCAGGCCGAUUUGGAAGACGUGCUAAAGGACAUUCCCGUUACGAUUGUACGCAAGAAGGGGCUACUGGAGAUCGUACCCGAAGGUCUGCAUAAAGGCGUCGUGGCGCGGCACAUUCUGACGCUGGAUGCCGCGAGCCACGGCGGACAUCCCGAUUUUAUCUUCUGCAUGGGCGACGACACCACGGACGAGAGCAUGUUCAAAGCCAUCUACGAAUACUACGCCGAGAGUAGUACUAGUACUAGUAGUACUACUAGUAGUACUAUGGACCCGUCCAAGGACCAGCAGCUGCAGCAUGUGUUUACGUGCACGGUGGGCAAGAAACCCUCGAACGCGCAUCUGUUUGUAAACCACGUGGACGACGUCGAAGAGCUGCUGCAUACCCUCGGCACCCCCUAGAUAGUACUACUGGAUAGUACUACUAGUCUCGGCUGGGUGGGGAUUAGAUUCACAAAUAACGUGCGAUUCUCGAUCUUGAUCUCGAGUUUGGUCGUGUGCUAUUCAUAUGAUUAAUAUUAAUAGAUGUGGACACGAGCGAGGA
Aphanomyces astaci is the source of this 3393-nucleotide messenger RNA. RefSeq names its product trehalose-phosphatase. Gene Ontology annotation, molecular function: catalytic activity; starch binding. The coding region runs from base 21 to 3251 and encodes 1076 amino acids. Lineage: Eukaryota; Oomycota; Saprolegniomycetes; Saprolegniales; Verrucalvaceae. The record is from RefSeq and is a predicted model, not a curated record. Gene Ontology annotation, biological process: trehalose biosynthetic process. The transcript is spliced from 7 exons. Gene Ontology annotation, cellular component: cytosol.